Molecule: messenger RNA, 1200 nt
Organism: Hydractinia symbiolongicarpus
Lineage: Eukaryota; Metazoa; Cnidaria; Hydrozoa; Anthoathecata; Hydractiniidae
Exons: 3
Coding region: 78-683 (201 amino acids)
Molecular function (GO): heme binding; oxygen binding
Source: RefSeq, a predicted model, not a curated record
CUUUUUGCAUACAAAGCGGAAACAUAUGAAGCCCUUUCCACAAAUGAGAAAGGUUUUCUACUGGCGGAGUUAAGAGUAUGGGUAGCAUUUGCAUGAAGCAUUUAGAUGUAGCUGAUGCCUCUGAAAAUUCGACCGCGUCGCCUCUUACUACACAAGAGAUACACUUAGUCAAUGAAUCAUGGAAAGUUGUAACGCCACAUUGGAAAGAAAUAUGCGAGCUAGCUUUUGAAAGAUCAUUGUCAUCAUAUGGAGUAUUACGUAGUUUUUUUCGUACUGAAAACCCUGAACUCGGUUUACCAGAAGUUUUAAAUUCCUCGAUUAUUCAAAAUCACACAGAUAAUUUCAAGAAUUUAGUAGAAAGAGCCAUCGCCGCUCCUUCGUUGGUGCAAAAACAACUACUUGAAUACGGUAAAAUUCAUUAUGAGUACGGAGUAAAAGAAGAGUACAUUAAGAAUCUUGCGAACAAUACAAAAACAGAAGUAUGUUGCUAUAUAGAGGAUUCAAGUGAUGGAAAAAAGACACACCGAGCAUGGGAGCGCGUGUUUACAUUUUUAAGUGACACUUUAAUACGUGGUAUGAGGAGAGCUGAAAAAGAAAAUGGAUCAGUUGAAGUUUCAAAUGAAAGAGAGAAAGAAAUGAUUGAUGAUUUAGAAAAUAAUCGUUCGGAGAAUAACAACAACUGAAUUUAAACUGAUCCAUCUUAAACUUAAAUUCCGUCAGAAGAAUUUUAAAGUGUUUUUGUGUUAGUAGACACGAAAAUUCAUCAUCUAACAAAGGCCUGACGGUUGGCUUUGAGAUUUUUUCUAUUAUGUUUGCGUUUUUGUUUUUCUAUGAAAAAAAAAAUAUAAUCAAAUGACAUAAAAAAAUUCACGACAUUUAUUAUUUACGUCAUAUCUAUAUUUAGGUAAUUGAUUUUGUCUACGUUCAUAGCGAAUACUUUAUCAUCCAAUCAUUCCUCAUUCGUUGUUCUAAAAAGUUUUAAGUUGGUGACAAAAUAAUUAAAUAAUUAAGAGAAUCUCGUAAGUAAGCUUAAUGCUGUCACGAUUUGCUAUAAAAAUAAAUGGAAGACGCUUUAACUUGUUUUUUACGUCUAACUUUAUUACUAUCUCGCUUGCGAGGAUAGUAUUGUUUUCCAACUCCUAACUAACCAACUAACCGACUAACUAACCAACUAACCAACUAACUAACCAACUAACUAAC